Molecule: messenger RNA, 1147 nt
Organism: Didymella exigua CBS 183.55
Lineage: Eukaryota; Fungi; Ascomycota; Dothideomycetes; Pleosporales; Didymellaceae
Product: tetratricopeptide repeat domain-containing protein
Exons: 1
Coding region: 93-707 (204 amino acids)
Molecular function (GO): protein binding
Source: RefSeq, a predicted model, not a curated record
CCCAUACCUAGUCAACACACCAAAUACGUAUGCGCAAUUCACAGCAUACAUCUACGUUCCUCUCAAACCAAACAGAACGAACAUCACCCAUCAUGGAAGCCGCCGACACGUUCACCCUCCUGCCCCUCCAGGCAAACGAAGCUGGCGACAUCCACUCCACGGGCCCCGCGAAUAACGCCCUAAGCACCGAGCUCGCAGCCCUGAACGCCCUGCACCACGGUCUACUCGCCGUCGAAACACCCACCGGCACACCGCCCCCACCUGUCCCCGUCAAUCCUAAGCGCUCAGGCCAGAUCAGCAAGCUGCGCGAAUCCGGUAACGCCGAGUUCCGCAAAGGCAACCCUGGCGCCGCCGUCAAAAUGUACACACUCGCAAUCGAUAUGGCCCUGCAGCGCCCGCACUGGGAGCCAUCAGGCCUGGUGCGCGAAGAGGUCUCAGGACUGCUGAGCAAUCGCGCGCAGGCGAACAUGGCACAGCAGCAUUGGGCAGAGGGGAGCGUGGACGCAGAGGCCAGCGUGGAAAUGAAGAAAGUUGGGAACGCGAAGGCGUGGUGGAGGAGAGGAAAGUGUCUGCUUGAGAUGGGCAGGUUGGAUGAGGCUGAACACUGGGUCAAGCAGGCGCUAGAGUUUGAAGCGACGGAGCAGGACUUGGUGCAGUUGAGGGAUCAGAUUGAGGGCAGGAAAGCUGGGCAUACCAACGCGGUCUAAGAGCCUCGAAUGAGUUUAGAGGGAUAAGAGUCGAGCUGUGUGUGCAUUAUAAGGCGUCUGGCGCUUGUGGAUACCUGGAGCAUGGAAAUGAUUUUUGGAAGCGAAGAGUCUCAGCGAGCGAAACUUCAGGUCAAUAGACGAUGCCCGCCUUGAUCUUUCACUACGGCAAUCAGCUGAGGCAGAGUAUGACUUAGUAGACUCUGAGAGGACGAAGAUGAACGCAAAUCUGAAGUCGACAAAGGCUGGAGUACUGCGCCGGUCGGGAACAUCGUCGGUCACUGGAUCAGACGCUUUCGAUUGCAUAGUAAGAAAUCGCUUCACCGGUGUUUUAGGGGCCUUUGCCUCAGUGACGUCUGCGUCUCAUGGUCUUACUAAGUACAUAGACGCCCAAGGAAUUCAUCGAAUCUUACCACCACAUCGAACUACACUUGCACUCGAAC